Molecule: messenger RNA, 240 nt
Organism: Colletotrichum chrysophilum
Lineage: Eukaryota; Fungi; Ascomycota; Sordariomycetes; Glomerellales; Glomerellaceae
Exons: 4
Coding region: 1-240 (79 amino acids)
Biological process (GO): endoplasmic reticulum to Golgi vesicle-mediated transport
Cellular component (GO): COPII-coated ER to Golgi transport vesicle; endoplasmic reticulum membrane; Golgi membrane
Source: RefSeq, a predicted model, not a curated record
AUGUACAUCCUAGGAAACUUUCUCUACAUCGCUGUCCUCCUCAUCAACGCCAUCGCCGUCCUCUCCGAAGACCGCUUCCUCGCGCGCAUCAACCUGUCCCCGUCCUCCUACGACCCAGCUUUCGGUCAGAGCACCGAUGCGAGUGUUAAGGCCAAGAUCAUCAACCUGAUUGCCAGCGUGCGGACGCUUAUGAGAACGAUCAACACCCUCAUCAUUUUCUACGAGCUCAUCCUCGGAUAG